Messenger RNA from Trichoderma aggressivum f. europaeum, 885 nucleotides. RefSeq lists its product as uncharacterized. NCBI's taxonomy places the organism in Eukaryota, Fungi, Ascomycota, Sordariomycetes, Hypocreales, Hypocreaceae. The record is from RefSeq and is a predicted model, not a curated record. Bases 1 to 885 code for a protein of 294 amino acids. The transcript is spliced from 2 exons.
AUGGCCAAUCCAGCUGUAGCCAUCUUUGGGGCUAUGUCGCUUGCGACCUCACUUCCAGCGACAUUCAUUUCCAUCGUGGAAUGCUUCGAAUAUGUGGAACUUGGUCGGCGUUUCGGCAAAGACUUCAACAAGUGUCAGGCCCGUUUAGAAGCCUUGAAACUACAAAUUACAAGAUGGGGAAUCUCUAGUGGCGUACUCUCUGACCCGCAGACGGGAAAACGGAGAGUCGUUGAUUUUGAUGCCAAUACGACUGAGACCGCCCAGAGGCUCCUUGACCUUAUCUUGGCAGAUACUAGAGAGCUUGAGAACAAAUCUAGGAACUACUGUGACCAGCCAGGAGCCACCAAUGGCACAGAGUCAACGCAGCCGGACCCAAUCGACGCACCAACCCAAGCCUUAAAAUCGAUUACAAGCAAAAUGUUUUCUCGGCGUAUUCAAGGCGUGGCAUUGCAGAAAAAAACGAAAUGGGCGUUGCGCGACAAGAAACAUUUUGACAGGCUCCUUGAAGACAUUACGGAGAAUUUGAAUCUUCUGGUGUUGAUGCAGCAAGUCACUGAGCCUCAGCGUGAACUUUGCCGCAUGGAAGUGGAAGAAAUCCAAGAUGGUCAACCUCCCGUUGUCCUGGAGCUACUGCAUGAGGCUUCACAGGCCAAUACCGAUAAUGUAUUGGAGCAAGCUUUACAAGAAGCUAUCAGCAACAUGGGCACUGGCCAUAGUUGGGAGCGGACAGAGGUGAAUGAUGAUGUCAAGUUACAGCAAGGCGACCGCAUUGCAAACGGCUUCAACGGUCAAGUACUAGGUAAUAGGGGCAACCAUAAGUUUGGGGUCACGAUUGGAAAGGGUCGCUCAGAUAUUCAUCAAGGAGAUGCUUAUGGAAAGGAGUAA